This is a messenger RNA of Drosophila hydei, 1359 nucleotides long. It is a transcript of the gene Vha36-2, whose product is annotated as V-type proton ATPase subunit D 1. Lineage: Eukaryota; Metazoa; Arthropoda; Insecta; Diptera; Drosophilidae. The coding region runs from base 159 to 1142 and encodes 327 amino acids. The record is from RefSeq and is a predicted model, not a curated record. Gene Ontology annotation, cellular component: proton-transporting V-type ATPase complex. The transcript has a single exon. Gene Ontology annotation, molecular function: proton-transporting ATPase activity, rotational mechanism.
UUUUUUUUUGUUUCUUCAUAAAGUACGAAAUGUUUUUAAGUCAAGAUAUCAAGAUAUUUUAAAGAAUUUGCUAGGCAUUGAUGGUCGUUUAGCUGGAUUUGGCAAGGAGUACCGAGUGAAAGGGAGACGUUAGUGAGAAUUGUUGGUCCUUAUGCAAGAUGUCCAACGCGAAGAUUCAGAUGUUUCCUUCUCGUGCCAAUGCGGUGAUCAUGAAUCAGAAGAUUCUGGCAGCAAAGCGUGGCAUUCGGCUGCUGAUGCGCAAGCGGGAUGCAAUCGAUAUGAAGCUGCGAGAGCUGAGGAAUCAGAUGGCCAACAAGGAGGACAUAUUAGACGAUAAAAUGCGCAAGGCCAUAUUUUCAGUGACCAAGGCCAAUUUGCUGGGCACGGACUUUAAACCCUUGAUUGUGACAAACAGUCGAGUGGCAUCUACCUACUUGAGAAAGCGCGAGCAGAAGAUAGUGGGCGUGACAUUGAACUAUUUUGACCUAGAGAUAACCGACAAUACCCCCUUUCCAAUGGUUGGCCUCAGCUGCGGUGGCCAACAGGUGCAGAAGGUGCGCAAGAGCUUUCAAAUGGCGCUGCAUGAGAUCGUCGAAUUCGCAUCGCUGGAGUACAUGUUGCGCCUGCUAAAGCACGCUUCACAUCAGACUAACAUGCGCGUCAAUGCACUUGAAUAUGUUGUGUUGCCACAGCUGACUGCAACGGCUAAGUAUAUCAACAGCGAGCUGGAGGAGUUCGAACGUGAGGACUUCUAUCGAUUGAAGCGAUCGCAAGCCAAGCAGCUAGAGGCUAAGCUUGCCUUUACAGAGCUUAUUAAAACCAGAAAUAUGACGGAAGAGGAGCUGGAAAAGUAUGUUAAGCGCGGCGGGAAUAUCCAGCAUAGAGCUGACGUUGCCUUCGAUUCCUCGGCAUUCGAAAGUCAUUUGCCGGACCAGUCACUAAGGGAGGUCUAUCUCCAGCGCCACUCCAUACAUGGCGUUAAAAUGAAAUACGAUGAACACGCAGCACCGGAUCCAAACAUAGCCGAGUUUCUGCAGCGCAGAGUUCAGCGUGAUCCACAAUCAAGCAAGGCCAGCUUCAUUUCCUUGCGUACACAUCUGACCUUGCCUAGUUCAUCCGAAUCCAGCAGUGCACACGAAUAAAUCCGUAUCGCUUUACUACAUCAAAAUUGCUUUCCAAAUCGGCGAUACGCACGGAUUCUUCUCAAAUAUUACAUCAAGAGCUGCAAAAUUUCUUACUCCACCCGACUAAUAGAUAAUCUUCGCAGACUUCAUUGAAGAUGCUGACAGAUAUAUUUGAGAGAAAUCUGUGAACGGUUGAACGUGUGCUUAAUCGGCAAAUAUAAGCCCUAAGGUAUUA